AUGGGCGAAUACCGUAUUGAGGUAUCCCCCAACAACCGCGCUGGUUGCAAGGACAGCGAGUGCAAGAAGACCAAGGAGAAGAUCACUAAGGGCAUGCUCCGCUUUGGCAGCUGGGUCAGCAUUGAAGAUCAUGGAAGCUGGGCGUGGAAGCAUUGGGGAUGUGUCUCCGGUCAACAGCUGCAGAACGUCCGCGAUCUCUGCGAGCAGGGCGAUGGUAGUUUUGAUUGCGAUGCUAUCGACGGCUACGAUGAGCUUGGGGACCAUCCUGACCUGCAGGAAAAGGUUCGACGCUGCGUCACCCAGGGAUUCAUUGAUCCCGAAGACUUCAAUGGAGAUCCCGAGAAGAACAAGCUCGGCGAGAAGGGCAUCCAUCUGACGGCUGCUCAAAAGAGAAAGAGGGAGAAGGAUGCUGCUGCUGCCGCUGCUGCUGACGACGAUGAGGAGGACCAGCCCAAGCCUAAGAAGGCACGCAAGGCCAAGGCCGUCAAGGCUAAGAAGGAGGAGGAUGAAGAGGAGGAGGUGCCCGCUCCUGCUAAGCCUGCCCGUGGCAAGAAGGCCGCUGCUAAGGCCAAGGUCAAGGAUGAGACUGAGGACGAGGCACCUGCCCCCGCUCCCGCUAAGAAGGGACGCCGGACUUCAGCCCAGAAGGUCAAGGAUGAGGCUGAUGAAGAGGAGCCUGCCGCUGCUCCUGCUCCCGCUAAGAAGGGACGCCGAGCUUCGGCCCAGAAAGUCAAGGACGAGACUGAUGAAGAGGAGUCUGCUCCUGCUCCUGCUCCUGCCCCUGCCAAGAGAGGGCGAAAGGCCGCCACCAAGAACACUGAGGAGGACGAUGAGGCUCCUGCCCCGGCUCCCACUAAGGGGCGCAAGACUGCUUCUCGGAAGACGAAGGAUGAAGCUGAAGAGAAGCCUGCCGCAGUCAGAAGACCACGCAGGACCGCCGCCAAGAAAGCCCCUGUUGCCGAUGAGGAUGAAGACGCUGCUGAAGAACAGGAGGAAGACGAGAAGCCUGCUCCCAAGGCCAAGGGCCGUCGUGGACGCCCUCGCAAGGUUUGA
Messenger RNA from Fusarium keratoplasticum, 1053 nucleotides. RefSeq names its product PARP-type domain-containing protein. NCBI's taxonomy places the organism in Eukaryota, Fungi, Ascomycota, Sordariomycetes, Hypocreales, Nectriaceae. The transcript has 6 exons. The coding region runs from base 1 to 1053 and encodes 350 amino acids. Gene Ontology annotation, molecular function: DNA binding; zinc ion binding. The record is from RefSeq and is a predicted model, not a curated record.